AUGUUGAACAGCUGCACCCAUUCAAAGUCUUCUCAUCACAAGUUAAAUCUUUCCGAUGAGAUAGUAAGAAUGUUCGGAAAAGACCUACAAGCCUAUGCUGUGGAAUCUGGAAUUAUUGAAGAGAGUCGUGAAACGAAAUAUGGAAUGCCAUCAUCAUUGGAAGAGUUUCAAGAACAAGUCAUGAAUAUCGGAGCUAAAUGGAGAAAUGGUUGUGUUAAUAACGAAGAAUUUCAGAAUAAAUUGAGAGAUGGAGGAAUACUCAUGUAUUGCUUGCUCAUCCUCAAGUCUUAUUUUGAACAUGAUGAAGAAUGGGAGGAGUAUGAUUCCAGAAAAACAGUUCUAAUUUUGCUUCAAGUGGUAGCCAAUGCAAUGACAGCAAACAAACCGAUUCAAAUUUACUUGUACGAAAUUUGUGAUCAUAUCUUGUUUAAGGAGAUUCUUCCAAAAGCUCUGACAAAGGGAAAGAACAUGACCAAUAUUGCUUGUAUGAGUAUUUAUAAUAGUAUUGCAAAGGGAAAUUUACAACUCGAAGGAGAAUUUUUUACUAACAAACAACUCAUGCUUGACUUGUUAGAUAAUUUAUAUGAAACAAAACAGACAAAAGAAUGGAUCUUUUUAAUUUAUAAGAAAUAUUUUUUAAGUAAGGCAUACAUGACAGAAGCAGAUGAACCAUUUUUCUUCGAGGAAGAAGAAUAUUUCUCAAAAUUGUUUGAUACUGUCAACGAGAAUAACACUUUAUUGAAUCUAUUGGAGAUUAUGGAUCAUUUUUGUUCAGAGGAAACUCAAGCAACAGAGCCGGCACGUGCUAGCGAAACUUACAAACACUUACUCAUGUUUUGCGUAAACUUGAUUAGUCGGUUUGAGGACAAAUUUCAUCCAUCAACUACCAACACAUUACACAUGUUCACUUUUACUCAAUUCGAAUGCCUUUUUGUAUGCUUGGAAUGUAUGGCAAGUUUAAGUGGGCUCAUUAAUCUUUCUAAGGAAAAAUCUCUUCAAGUUGAUUUGAGAAAAGAAUGCACAAGAUGGUGUCUAAAAAUUUUUAACCAGACAGGAUUGCUUGUGAUGACACGAGAAAGUGAUCAUAGUGUCGAUAACCAACCAAACGAAUACGAAGAGGAUCAAAUGUACAUGGGAUAUAAAUCACUUCUUGUUAGAGCACUUGCUAAUUUGACAUAUGCAACUAGGGAAAUACAGGAUUACAUUAGAGAGGAGCAAGGAAUUCCAUUGAUAUUGAGUUGCUGUGCCGUUCAGGAUCCAAAUCCAUUCUUGAGAGAAUGGGGAGUUUUUUGUGUCAGGAAUUUGUGCGAGAAUAAUGAAGAAAAUGUUAAAUUUAUUUCAGGGGUCAAGUUAGAGAGCCUCGAUGAGUCAACCGAGGAGUUAUUGGCCAAGCAAGGGUUUAAGGCAACUAUUGAGAAUGGCAAGAUUAAAUUACAGAAAAUCGUUUUGCCUCAUGAGAGCUCAUCCCAAGAAGGAGAAUCCAACACUUCUGACAAUGCAAUUUAUGAAAAUGAUCAACAUGAAUAA
This is a messenger RNA of Naegleria lovaniensis, 1527 nucleotides long. RefSeq lists its product as uncharacterized. The coding region runs from base 1 to 1527 and encodes 508 amino acids. Lineage: Eukaryota; Heterolobosea; Eutetramitea; Acrasida; Naegleriidae. The record is from RefSeq and is a predicted model, not a curated record. The transcript has 5 exons. Gene Ontology annotation, cellular component: cytosol.